Oikopleura dioica is the source of this 687-nucleotide messenger RNA. The record is from the annotation of a GenBank genome assembly. Lineage: Eukaryota; Metazoa; Chordata; Appendicularia; Copelata; Oikopleuridae.
AUGUCUCGACGAUCAGGGUACCAAUCGUAUAACAUGCCCAGCGUUGAAUCGCAUAAACUUGGACGAAGAAGACGAUAUGUCCCAAUCAACGAUCGAGUGAUGGACUUAUGCGAGGAUUUCCUCCCAGAAGACAGAGUUUACUACAAUGGAUCAAACUCUAACUUGCCCGAAGAUGCGCACAAAUUGUACGACACUUUCAACGGAGAUGAUCGCGAUUUUUUCAACUCUGGACGAGCCAAAUUUUUCCAGGCUGCUCAGAAUCCUCAAUCUGUUUUUGCUGAUCUUGACGGCAACAGCGGCGAAAUCAGAGAGUGCAUCAAAGUGAUGCCCGACGGUCGACGAGUCAAGGAGAGAACAGUCACUUCCUACGAAGAUUUGGACGAGCCCAUCAUCGAAGCUCAGCAGUCCGCUCAACAGGUCAAUGCUGAGCCACCAAAACCAAUGACUCCCAUGGAAAUCAUGUUUGCGACUCAGGCUGCUAUGAAAGAAACUCUCCAAAAUGCCUUGAAUACUAACUCAAAAUGUCACUUGACUGGCUCAAGCAUCGACCGACUUUCUCACUUGGCUGGAGUCGGCCCUGUCCGAAACGAACAGAACUUCGAAGACCGAUUCGAACCAGAAGAACAAGCUCGAGAUUAUUCUAGCGCACCAUCUCGAGAUGUUAAGAUCAACGUUCUUCGAGGUUAA